This is a messenger RNA of Thamnophis elegans (Western terrestrial garter snake), 2699 nucleotides long. It is a transcript of the gene SLC25A13, whose product is annotated as solute carrier family 25 member 13. The transcript is spliced from 18 exons. Gene Ontology annotation, biological process: malate-aspartate shuttle; aspartate transmembrane transport; L-glutamate transmembrane transport. The record is from RefSeq and is a predicted model, not a curated record. NCBI's taxonomy places the organism in Eukaryota, Metazoa, Chordata, Lepidosauria, Squamata, Natricidae. The coding region runs from base 103 to 2118 and encodes 671 amino acids. Gene Ontology annotation, molecular function: L-glutamate transmembrane transporter activity; L-aspartate transmembrane transporter activity; calcium ion binding.
GCCCUUCCUCUCGGCUGGUUGGCGCGUCAGUCCCGGCGCCGCUUACUACUUGCCUUCGUUCGCUGUGCCGGGGAAAAGGGGCCGGCUGCACAAGGUAAAAGCAUGGCUGCCAAGGUGGCUCUAACCAAGAGAGCUGAUCCAGCUGAGCUGAAAACAAUAUUUUUGAAGUAUGCAAGUGUUGAAAAAAAUGGUGAAUUUUAUAUGUCUCCCAAUGAUUUUGUCACACGAUUCCUGAAGAUAAUAGGAGAUGGGGUGCCCAAUCCCAAUACAGUCCAACUGCUGGGAGGUGUAGUAGAUCAGACUAAAGAUGGGUUGAUAUCCUUUCAAGAAUUUGUAGCGUUUGAAUCUGUCCUCUGUGCUCCAGAUGCAUUGUUUAUGGUGGCAUUUCAGCUUUUUGACAAAACUGGCAAAGGAGAAGUUACUUUUGAGGAUGUUAAACAGGUGUUUGGCCAGACCACAAUUCACCGCCGUAUUCCUUUUAACUGGAACUCUGAAUUUGUGCAGCUACAUUUUGGAAAAGAUCGGAAAAGGCGUCUAACAUAUGCAGAAUUCACCCAAUUCUUAUUGGAAAUACAGUUGGAACAUGCAAAGCAAGCAUUUGUGCAACGAGACAAUUCUCAAGCUGGAAGAGUCACAGCCAUUGACUUCAGGGAUAUUAUGGUCACCAUCCGACCUCAUAUGUUAACACCUUUUGUUGAAGAAUGUCUAGUAGCUGCUGCUGGAGGUACUACUUCUCAUCAAGUCAGUUUUUCCUAUUUUAAUGGAUUUAAUAGCCUUCUUAAUAAUAUGGAACUUAUUAGAAAAAUCUAUAGUACUCUGGCUGGACAUAGGAAAAAAGUGGAAGUUACCAAAGAGGAGUUUGUUCUGGCAGCUCAGAAAUUUGGCCAGGUUACACCCAUGGAAGUUGACAUCUUGUUCCAGUUAGCAGAUUUAUAUGAGCCACGGGGACGUAUGACAAUGGCUGAUAUUGAAAGAAUUGCACCUUUGGAAGAAGGAACUUUGCCCUACAAUCUGGUUGAGGCUCAGAGACAGCAUGCUCCAACUGAUGUCACUCGACCUAUUCUCAUCCAGAUAGCAGAAUCUGCAUACAGGUUUGCCCUUGGUUCAGUUGCUGGAGCGGUUGGAGCCACUGCUGUGUAUCCAAUUGAUCUGGUGAAAACACGAAUGCAGAACCAGCGCUCCACUGGGUCAUUUGUUGGAGAGCUGAUGUACAAGAGUAGCUUUGAUUGCUUCAAGAAAGUGCUACGUUAUGAAGGAUUCUUUGGGCUAUACAGAGGUCUUCUACCACAGCUCCUGGGGGUAGCUCCAGAAAAGGCCAUAAAGCUUACUGUAAACGAUUUUGUGAGAGACAAAUUUAUGCAAAGAGAUGGUUCUGUUCCUUUUCCAGCAGAAAUUCUUGCUGGGGGCUGCGCUGGAGGAUCUCAAGUGAUAUUCACAAAUCCACUAGAAAUUGUUAAAAUUCGCUUGCAAGUGGCUGGAGAGAUCACAACUGGUCCACGUGUUAGUGCCCUCACUGUCUUGCGGGACCUGGGAUUUUUUGGCCUUUAUAAGGGAGCCAAAGCCUGUUUCCUUCGCGACAUUCCCUUUUCUGCCAUUUAUUUCCCUUGUUAUGCUCACACAAAGGCUGCUUUUGCAAAUGAAGAUGGACAAGUGGCCCCUGGUUAUUUGCUUCUGGCAGGAGCAAUAGCUGGAAUGCCAGCUGCAUCUUUAGUGACCCCUGCAGAUGUGAUAAAGACAAGGUUACAGGUAGCAGCCCGGGCAGGACAAACAACUUACAGUGGUGUCAUUGAUUGCUUUGGAAAGAUCUUACGAGAGGAAGGUCCAAGGGCUUUUUGGAAAGGAGCUGCAGCUCGUGUGUUUCGUUCAUCCCCUCAAUUUGGAGUAACCCUAGUGACAUAUGAGCUACUGCAGCGAUGGUUUUACGUUGAUUUUGGAGGAGUAAAACCAGCAGGAUCUGAACCAGUGCUUAAAUCUAGAAUCACCCUUCCUGCACCUAACCCUGACCAUGUUGGGGGUUAUAAACUGGCUGUUGCCACAUUUGCAGGAAUUGAAAAUAAAUUUGGACUUUACUUACCUCAGUUUACAGCAAUGUCUCCUACCUCUAGAACGGCAUUAUAAGCCACAACAUACUUAUAAGUAAUGGUUGGCAAAAGAACCAUGUGUCUGAUCAAUCUUUAUACUUCAAUCCUUUAGUUUUUCUGUCUGAGCGAAGCCUUAUCUAGAAAUUUCUUUUCCUUUCCCACUUUAGGUGUACAUUUGUGCUUCCCAUGUCAAAUCACUGUGAUGUUUCUGCUAAAAUAGUUGUUAAUUUGGACCCAUGAAUGUAUCCCCCUCCCCCAAUUACUUAUACUUGGAAUUGUGAAUGUACUUGGGCUGAUUUUGAAAACAUAUUCAUAAUUAUUUUUCUUAUUGGUGGGCAAACAGGGAAUGUUGGGAUGGUAGAAUAUGGCCUUUGGCAUCAGAUGAAGAUGUUCUGCCAUCAUGACUGCAUAAAUAUUAGAGCUCAGCAGCAUUUCAGAUUUAAAGGCAAAAAUACACUUUACAAAUAUGUGAAUGUAAUCCACCUGCAAUGGCUUAAUAAAGCUAUUGGUUUUUCUGGGAUCAGGCAGUUUCCCUGUGCAGGCAGUUCCUGAAAAUAUACCUAGAUUCAUGCAUUCAGAUAUUCCAAGGCAAAUACCGUAUUUUUCAGACUAUAAGAC